Messenger RNA from Daktulosphaira vitifoliae (grape phylloxera), 560 nucleotides. RefSeq lists its product as uncharacterized. The record is from RefSeq and is a predicted model, not a curated record. NCBI's taxonomy places the organism in Eukaryota, Metazoa, Arthropoda, Insecta, Hemiptera, Phylloxeridae. The coding region runs from base 96 to 452 and encodes 118 amino acids. The transcript has 2 exons.
UGUUUUUUUUUUAUAUUUAAGCGCGAGAAAUCCAUAUAAAGGGAACGACACAACUGAAACACCAGUGUACAUCUUCCAUUGAAUAACUCGACAAAAUGGACCAAUCGAUUAUGAACUGUUUAAUUAUACUCUACUCUUGCGUUUUGCUAACGGUCAACGCAGAGACAACAAACGAUCAACCUGACUUGAUGGCAUCGCCUACGUUAUGGUUAGCUCGUCAAUGGAGUAACGUUUACAGCGGUUAUCCCGGAUCGCAGUACCCGCCAUACUAUCAACAGCCACAUCCGUAUCAGCCACCAAACCCUAAUUACAGUGGCUGGGGACCAAACAGACCACCUCUGCCACCACCUCCACCAGGUUAUUUGCCAAACAGUAAUCCAAACCCUCAGAUAGAUUAUUCUAAUUAUGCAGUCCAUGGUGGACACGGAUUUGGUAACUACGGGAUUAAUUAGAAAAUCAAUUUAUCAAUUAUGAAAUAAAUGUUUUUUUUUUCAAUCUACUUAAUUCAUUAUAUAUGCGAAGACAAUUUUUUUUUAUUAAAAAAUAUCAAUGUAUCGAAA